CAACCAUAGGGGUUCAAGUCAUAGAGAGGAAAGGAAAUACUAACUAGGAAGAAGAAAUAAUCUUGAAACCAUCUCCUUCUCCUUGGAUUGUACCCUUCUCAUUGGUUCUUGGAUGAGUUCUUCCUUCCUUAGGUCCUCCAAGAAGUUUUAUCUCACAAAAGACAACCCAAAACCAUAUUUUUCACUAUAGGGUGGCUCUUGUUCGUCAAGUGCGAAAAAGUAUAUAUAGUGUUUCUGGUGCACAUCACGACCGUAGGGUGUGAUCUGAGGGUUGUUCACUAUUUCCAGGCAGUUACUCUUAAUGGAACAAUGAGUAUAAGGUAUGUCACGACCACUUCAAGAUCGUGACCUAGGCCGUGACCAUGAGUCUCACUAUCUUAAAAGUUCUCAAUGAGGUUAAUUGUAUCUUUAUAUAUAAAAAUCCUACCUGACGAGUGGAAUAAAGAAAGCUUUCAUAACAAAUAAAGUGGGGGGUAAGUUUGUCAACGUGUGAGACAAUCACUUAUUGCACAUGAGAGAAUAGGAAAUGUUCAAUUGAGCAUCAGUUCGACACCAUACAAUGUUGCUUAUCCAGUACAAUCCCCCAUCGAGUGAAGUGCCAUUUGAGGAUUGUGCUUAUAGGGCACAAAUAAAUGUUUGACACCCCUCUAUAACUUUGACAAUGGAUAGAGAAUACGGAGUUAAAUGAAGCCCUUAUGUCGGUGCUAACACAUAGAAAUUGAUCUUGCUUGAUUACAGUAAAAAUGUACGGAGUUACAAAGAACAACUCCACUUGUGAUAAAACAAUGCAAAAUUCGACAUGAAACUCUAAAGAGAGAAUAAUAACUCUCAUUGUCAAACAAAGGUAGAGAUGUGUUUAAAAGUAAACCAAUGUUUGUGAAAAGCUUCACCCUGUACGUGUUUUAGACUCUCAAGCUUAGUUAAUUGCUCAUGUUGGGUGGAGGUUGGCCGGAUUGUCCUUACAAGAUAUGUAACUCAGUGACAAGGUUUAGUUCUCUAACUACGCGGAUUGACGUUGUAAGCUAGUUAAGAUCUACUAGCUACGAUCGAAAGUUAUGUGUCAUCAUAGUGAGAUGUAUGAUUUUGAGUUUGAUUUGCUUGGGGAAAAGAAAAGUUCAAGUGUGGAGUUAUUUGACGAUAGUAAAUCAUAGGGUAAUGUCUAUUUUUUAUCCAAACCUAUUUCAAAUUCUUUUAUAUUAUCCAAACCUAUCAAAAUACUAAGAAUUAUCCAAAUAUUGACUUUCAAUUAGCAGUUUUGUUAGUAAUAUUGACUUGGCAACAUGCUACUGACUUGGAAGAGACACAUGAAGGUCAACAUUCCAAAAUUUUAGUAUUUUAACUAAGAAAAAAGUUAUAAAAUUAUUAACAAUAACGUCAAAAAGGCUAAUAUUUUGAUGCAUUACAAAAGAUUUGGCUAAUUAAUAGCAUUUUAAUAGGAUCGGAUAAUAUAAAAUGAUCUUAAAAAGGUGUGGAUAAAAAUAGACAUUACCCUAAAUUAUACUAAUUAGACUAUAUUUUAUGGCAUGUUUCACAUUGUUUUCAUAUAUUUAUUGUCAUAAUAGGUUGGAAUUGCUUGAUUAUUUCUCUAGUGGGUGUUUAGUACUAGGGCUACUUUUACUGUUUUGAUGCCCUUUGGAUAGUAUUUUAUGUGUUUAUAUGCCAAACUAUCUUUGCGGACCACCUUGUACGAGUGGGAGAUAUCAAGGCCCAACUGCUAGAAGUAAAAAAAAAAAAACAAAUGAAGAUUGGAGCCCAAGCCCAAAAUGACAUAAGAUUUAGUCGACCAUAGCUCAAAAUGGCAUGCGUUCGCUAUUUCUUAGAGGACCCAGGUCAAACCAUUAUUGUGUGAAUGUCCUUAACUUGGUGGCUUCGUUUGAGAUAUGCUAGAGAGAUAGAGCAAGAAGACUUUCACUUGUACUUUUAUAUCUUAGAAGAUCCGAUGGAAGAAGCUAUAAAUAGACCUUCCUAGCCAACAUUCGAGGAACAAGUCAUACAAGGGAGUUACCAUACCAACAGAGCAACUCACAAGUCCAAAAGCGAUGACUAGGCUCGAGGGUAGAAUGACAGCACAAAUGGUGCCCUAGGCGCCAUUUUAGUGUUAUUGCUGCCAUUUUUAGCGUCUUUGAGAAUGCCAUCUUUAGACUGAUGUUAUCCUUAGAUUUUGUCCCCAUGAGUUGCUAGUUUGUUAGUUGUAUAAAUUUGUGAACCAUAGAGGUUAUUUAGACGAUGUAAAGUUUGAUUCUUGAUUAUAUAUAUCGUGUUUAUUUGAACCCUCCUUAUUAUGUUUAUUGCAUUAAGAAUUUUAUUGUACACAUGAAUAUAGCACACCGAAUGCAAUACACGUGUGGUCGCAACCUUUUUGCUACGUGACAUAUGCAAACUGUAUUGUUGGAAACCCACGUGUCUUUCUAGCAUGGAACCCAUGAGAGAACCUCAGUAGGAACAUAGCAAUCAAAAUCGAGAUUUUAUCUAAUAUCGAAAAUGUGGGUAAAAUCGAAUUGUAAAAUUGUUGGAUUUUAAGGUCCAUAUAACAUUGACAAAAUAAUAAUAAUAAUAAUAAUAAUAAUAAAUCACGAAUAACACAAAAACACAUUACACUUGCAAUGAUAAUUUCUCAAGGUUAAUGUUCCAAUUUAUCAAAGUUAAUGUUGGAAAAUGGUGAAUCGAUGAUGAUUAAUAUGCUGAUGUGAAUUGAUGAUGAUCGAUGGUGGUUAGCAUGAGAGAAAUAUAUUAUGUUGGUGGAGGAGAAGGAAAAGAGACGUAAUUUUGAAAAUUUUGGGGAAAAUAAGUAAAAUGAUCAAAAGAUUUGAGUCGUAAAAUUGUAAGAUUUUCAAGAUUUUAAGGAUUUAAAUAAUGAAUAGUGUAUGAUUUUAAGGUCGAUAGAUUUUAUAGUGAAAUCAGGAUUGGAACAUGUAAGUAAAUCAUAAAAUCAUCGAAUUUUAGGAUUUAAAUUGGUAUUUUGACGGCUUUGAGUAGGAAGAUGACAACAUAUAGAAUCAUGGUGAGUGGAGAAAUCUGUUGUGGAUUCCCUCAACCACGUAUGUACAUGCCAGUUUUCUUAUCGAAGUGACACUAAGGAAACUUGACGAGGAGCAUGGAUAUGCAACACUUUUCCUUCUACUUUCCCCUCGUCCAGUAGUUAGAUUCAUUUUGUUUCCCUUUGUGUUCAUAUACAAAAUAAUAUGGAAUCUUAACCUUGGAGACACAUCAAUCUCCAUGAUUUGUUUUAAAACCCCAAAGUAGGUUCUACCUAACUGAGUAAGAAAACGUGAGACUAAGGAAUGACGAUCCUGAUUACCUACCAGAUAAAUUCGACCCCCCUGUUCUACAUCUGAUCAUGUGUUGUAAUGCAAUUUAGAGAGGAGGAUCUGUGGAAUCUAGAGUCCAUCAAUUAUCGUACUAACCUUAUUUUAGAACCAUAGGGUCAACCUUGUUUUAACACUCCCCCCACUAUGGGAUUGAGAGGUACUUUUCGUCGCCUUAAAGAAUAAUGUUAAUAGAUGAGUAUGAGGUACUUAGCAGUCAAAAGGUGAACUUGGGAAAGUCUGUUGUCUGUUUUAGUGCUAACAUCCUAAUUGAGGAGAGGGUGGCGAUGGCUUCCAACUUUCAAGUUGGGUGUAGGGCGGUUGGGGUACACGAUAAGUAUCUCGGCUUACCAUCUCUGAUAGCCAGAUCAAAGUCUGAUACUUUUAGGUUUUUAGAGGAAAGGCUCCUCCAGAGGCUAUAGAGCUGGAAGCAACGCCAUUUCUCCUGGGAGACAAAAGAAACUCUCCUUAAGGCAGCGGCAACAACUUUACUGAUACAUGCUAUGGCUUGUUUUAAGAUACCAGUUACUUUGUGUAGGCUUCUGGAUAAGCACAUGGCUAGAAUCUGGUGAGGGUUUGUGGUUGGGAGGCUAGAGAGUCAUUAGAUGCCUAGAAAAGGCUUCGCCGUUUCAAGCACGAGGGGGUUGGGGUUUCCGAAGAUUGUUGUUCAAUCCGGGUCUUCUCGUGAAGGCGGCUUGGUGUAUUCAUUCGAUUCCGAGUCGUUACUAGUGCAGAUUUAGAGGGGUAAGUAUUUCCCAAAUGGCUUUAUUUUUACGGCCACUGCCCGAUCAAAACCUUCAUGGGGGUUGGCAGGGUGUGGUGUGCUUCAUGGAUGUCAACUUCUAAGACAACGAAUGGUGCGACAGGCUGGAUUCCAUCAGUUAUGCUUGGGGCUCCAUUAAUGGGAGAUGAAAUGGUGGCAAAGUUGAUUGAUUCCAAAAGAGGAGUGUGUGGAGUUCUUACAAUCAAUGUUUUGUCCGACUAUAGUGAGAGCCAUCUUGGCCAUUGCUUUCUCGUGUAUAUCAAUGUUGGAUCAACUAAUUUGGCGCGAGGACACGUAAGGGUUUAUACAGUGAAGUCUGGCUACAAGCUUGCUGAACGGUUGUCCCAUUUAGUGGGUAGAUGGAAAUUGGAAUCUUGAUCGGUGGAUUGAUAACUCUAGAUUAAGGUUUGGAACAUGUCGAUUCAACCAAAGCUUAAGUUCUUUGUGUGGGAACUUCUGCAGAGGCUUUUGUCGAUGAUGGAGGCUUUGCGUGAUAUAAAAGUGUCUGUCCUUGCCCGAUGCCCAGUAUGUUGGGCAGAGGAAGAGAGUACAUAACAUCUAUUUUUGCAUUGCCCAGUGGCAAGAGUCUUGUGGGAGUCUGUCGAAUUUUUAGCUGAGGUAGAUAUGUUGUCUUGGAGUGCUUUCAUAUUUUUUUUUCAAAGAUUCCUAGAGCGGGACUCCUCCAUGUCUCGUGUGGUGCGGUUAUUAUCCUCAUAUAGAGGGUUUGGAAGGCGAGAAACCAGGUGGUUUUUUAGGGCAAAUAGGUAAUCCCUCGCAUUUUGAGGCAACAUUUCAUGUUUCAAGUGGAGGAAUGGUUGCAGGUCCCAGUGAGGACAGGGGUAGUAGAGACUGUUGGAAAUGGUCUUUCGGGGGCAGGAAACUAGGUUGAUGACAAAGAUCCGAAAAUGGGUGUGGUGUGCUCCUUUGACGGAGUAGUGUGUGUAGGAUCCCAUGGGGUGGGUGGUCUAGUUUUGCGGGUGGUGUCUGAAGAUAUAGUUGCUUCUAGUGGGAUGACAUACAAUGGUCUUCAAAAGACAAUGCUAGUAGAGCUUUCGGCGCGACGCGAUGGAGUCAAGUGGUGCCAGCUUCAGGGUGGAGUUUGUACGAAUUGAAGGUGAUGCGAAAACCAUCAUUGAGAAGGUGAAGGCUAGAUCAAUCCAGGAUGCGGUUGGUGGUGCUCUUCUUGAAGAAAUCCAACAGCUUCUUUCAGCUACUCUAGAAUUCCGGCUUCAGUUUGUGGGUAGACAGUACAAUACGGCAGGCCAUAUGGUGGCUAGAAAGACCUUGUCUUUGUUUCCUACGGGUUGUAAUAAUUUGAUUUCCGAUUGUGGGUGUGGUCGGAAAAUGAGAUGGUUGAACUUUGUGUUCUUGUUAAUGCAAGCAAUCUUUUCGUUGAAAAUAAAGAGUUUGCUUUGGAAUAUGUUAUAGUUGGGUCUAUUUAGAAAGAGUAUUGUAAUACUCGUAGGUUUUUAGAGAGAAACCUUGAAAUCAAGUAGUUUAUUGACAUAAAUUAGAUAAAAAUUGAGUUGCUUGGAUGUAAGUGAAGAGGGAUCUCCCUAUCGGCUUGCAACAACUUUCAUUAGGGGCGCUAAUCAGUUUCAGUUAGUAGUUAAUCAUUAAGUAAAAAAAUACUUACCGAUAGUCAAACCACUUAUCCUUUGUGGUAGUAACUAUCAGUUACCAAUUAGCUUACCAAGUAACAAUUAAACCAAUAACAGACUCCACAUAUUACAUGUAACAUAUUUUUUGUUUCCUUGUUAACAAUAAAGUAUAAUCAUACAA
Messenger RNA from Linum trigynum, 5850 nucleotides. The record is from the annotation of a GenBank genome assembly. NCBI's taxonomy places the organism in Eukaryota, Viridiplantae, Streptophyta, Magnoliopsida, Malpighiales, Linaceae.